AUGUCGCAAAUGUUCCGCAAGUUGCAGGGAGGCAACCUCGAAGUCCUCAAGUUCGGGAUGUACGUCCUCUUCCCCAUCGGCUGGAUGUACUAUUUCGGUACCAACCUCGACGACCGCUUCGCCACAAAGGGCUUCUGGCCCACUGCCGAGCAAUCGCACAAGAUUCCGCUGGAUAAGGAGGAGAUUGACCAGGAAUUGGCACGUAUGCGCAUGGUGGAUGCCAUAAAGCGGGAGCAGAGACAGGCGGCGGAGGCACAGGCUCAAGCGCAAGCACAGGUGCAGGCACAGCUCCAGGCAACCGAGAGUCAGCAAUGA
This is a messenger RNA of Penicillium crustosum, 315 nucleotides long. RefSeq lists its product as uncharacterized. NCBI's taxonomy places the organism in Eukaryota, Fungi, Ascomycota, Eurotiomycetes, Eurotiales, Aspergillaceae. The record is from RefSeq and is a predicted model, not a curated record. The transcript is spliced from 2 exons. Bases 1 to 315 code for a protein of 104 amino acids. Gene Ontology annotation, biological process: mitochondrial respiratory chain complex IV assembly. Gene Ontology annotation, cellular component: mitochondrial inner membrane; mitochondrion.